CAAUAACAACAUUGACAGCUGUUCGGUUGAAAAUAUUCCAAAUCGCAUUAAUUGCUCCAGAAAAUAGCGAAAUAAACGUUUUCCCAGACCUCUUCCAAGCCCAAAAUAGAAAAAGUUGCUGGCGCGUGAGUGGUCAUCAUGCUAUUGGCGUAGAGAGAAAUUUCCGAUAGAAUUUCGUACGCUGUUAUUCACCUGACGACCAGAGACUCUCUUUUCAAUUAUGCUCUUCACGCGCCGGCGACUACUCAAGAGCUCCGCACAAAAAAACGCACAACAUCAGUAACAUUCAGUGUUAAGUCGCUUUCCCCGAUAGAAAGUAAUAUCGCUAACUAUAUAUUAAGCCGAUAAUACAGAACGGACGUAAAACAUACAAAACAAUGUACGAGAUUCAUAAUUGCCUAAGGUCCGUUUUCUUUGCCACACUCAUUCCCGGAACGAUCCUACUUAGUUGGCUAACUGGUCUGGUGGGUCUGCGAUCGCUGCAAGGUUGUCUGCUGAUCUUCUUCCUGAUCUUCGUGCUUCUGCCGUUGAUCUUCCGGUACUCCGUAACGUUCCAGCGCGGCAUUCUAUUUCUGACAUUCAUUAAGUAUCCCAAAGGACUUGAUCUCACGAAGCCGGAGAGCGUGGGUCUGUAUGCCACACGGAACUUCUACAUAACCGUAAAGGAUCACGAUCAGGACGAGGAUGGAGUGCGAGUGGGCGUGUGGCACGUUCUGCCCAGCAAUGCAGUGCGUCGUUUUAAACGCGAGCUGCGCGUGGAGGAGGCAGUGGCCCAGGACCCGGAUCAGCAGCUGGAUCAUGCAACUGGCAACGAACGGGAGCUGAAGGAACUAUCGCCAGCCAUACGCUCUGAAUUUCCCGUUGUGCUGCCGGAAAACGAGCAACUCUUCUACGAGCGAUUGCUGCGGAUGCCAGGUGGCACUGUGGUGCUCUACCUUCACGGGAACACCGCCAGCCGAGGCAGCGGUCAUCGGUCGGAGGUGUAUAAGCUGCUAAGGAAGCUCAACUACCAUGUGUUCUCCUUCGACUACAGAGGCUAUGCCGACUCCGAUCCCGUGCCUCCGACGGAGGAAGGCGUUGUGCGCGAUGCCAUGAUGGUGUUUGAAUACAUAGCCAACACCACUUCCAAUCCGAUUGUGGUGUGGGGUCAUUCCCUUGGCACCGGAGUGGCCACGCAUCUGUGCGCCAAACUAGCCAGCCUUCGGGAAAGGGCUCCCAGGGGAGUGAUCCUCGAAAGCCCAUUCACCAACAUUCGAGAUGAGAUACGCAUGCAUCCGUUUGCCAAACUCUAUAAAAACCUGCCCUGGUUCAAUUUUACCAUCUCGCAACCAAUGUACACCAAUAAGCUGAGAUUUGAGUCGGAUGUUCAUGUCCUGGAGUUCCGGCAACCCAUCAUGAUCAUCCAUGCGGAGGACGACGUUGUCGUGCCGUUUAAUCUGGGCUAUCGUCUGUAUAGGAUCGCAUUGGAUGGAAGAAGUCGAACCUCGGGACCCGUUGAGUUCCAUCGCUUUGGGGCGAGCCGAAAGUAUGGACACAAAUACCUCUGCCGUGCACCGGAAUUGCCGGGACUGAUCCAAAAGUUUGUGGAGAACUACCGCGAUGCAGUAUACUAGGUGCGAUCAACUGGAUAUUAAUUUAUGUAUUAGACGAAUAUUCUAAUUUAAUUUUUUACCGCAAGCACUGACACGUUCCAAAUUUUCCGCCCUGUGCAAGCAAAUUAAAGCAGUCGAGGAUCACGGACCAUGUUUGAAUUUUAGUACUGGGUCAUAAUUUUUGUAAUAUCAAUACUUGAAGUAGCUAUUUGUGACUUGCCGGGAUUAAUCCUUUAUUAAUGUAACUAAUAUAUAUUAGGUGUCAUCUUUAAGAUAUUCGUAUAAAAUGAAUAAAAUUCCCAACGAUUUGAUCUCCAUA
Drosophila santomea is the source of this 1911-nucleotide messenger RNA. RefSeq names its product lysophosphatidylserine lipase ABHD12. Lineage: Eukaryota; Metazoa; Arthropoda; Insecta; Diptera; Drosophilidae. Gene Ontology annotation, biological process: phosphatidylserine catabolic process; monoacylglycerol catabolic process. Bases 378 to 1613 code for a protein of 411 amino acids. Gene Ontology annotation, molecular function: monoacylglycerol lipase activity; phosphatidylcholine lysophospholipase A1 activity. The transcript has 6 exons. The record is from RefSeq and is a predicted model, not a curated record. Gene Ontology annotation, cellular component: endoplasmic reticulum membrane.